UCUCACAAAAAUAACCCCGUCACCCUACUUUCCAUAAUCGACAUUCAAAAAACCCGCUCCUUUAUUUUCCCCUUUUCUCCAUUUUGGCGCGGAUUUUCAAAAUCCCCCAAAUUCCGUCUUAGAGGGAAUUUCAAAUCCCCAAACCUAACCCUAACCUAAUUUUCCCUCCUCUUUAAAUAACUCCACAUCUUUUCCAUUUCUUCUACGCGCCUCAAACCCAACCCUAAACCUGUUUGUCAAAAGUCCUCACAGAAAAAAUGUAUGUGGUGAAGAGAGAUGGGAGACAAGAGACUGUUCAUUUCGAUAAGAUAACGGCGAGAUUGAAGAAACUGAGUUAUGGGUUGAGCAUUGAUCACUGUGACCCCGUUUUGGUGUCGCAGAAAGUUUGUGCUGGUGUUUAUAAGGGUGUUACCACUAGCCAACUCGAUGAAUUGGCGGCGGAAACCGCUGCUGCUAUGACUACUAAUCAUCCUGAUUAUGCAUCUUUGGCUGCAAGAAUUGUUGUCUCGAAUCUGCACAAGAAAACGAAAAAAUCAUUUUCAGAGACGAUCAAAAUCAUGUACAAUCAUUUUAAUGAAAGAUCUGGGCUGAAGGCUCCUUUGAUUGCUGAUGAUGUUUAUGAUAUCAUAAUGAAGAGUGCUGCUCGUCUGGACAGUGAGAUCAUUUACGACCGGGACUUUGAAUAUGAUUACUUUGGUUUCAAGACCUUGGAAAGGUCAUACCUCUUAAAAGUCCAAGGGGUGGUUGUUGAAAGACCUCAACACAUGUUGAUGAGGGUUGCUGUUGGAAUUCACAAAGAUGAUAUUGAUUCAGUUAUCAAAACCUACCAUUUGAUGUCUCAACGAUGGUUCACACAUGCUUCUCCUACCCUGUUUAAUGCUGGGACGCCAAGGCCCCAAUUGAGCAGCUGCUUUUUGGUGUGCAUGAAGGAUGAUAGCAUUGAAGGUAUUUAUGAUACUCUAAAGGAAUGUGCUGUCAUCAGCAAAUCUGCUGGAGGAAUUGGUGUGUCUAUUCACAAUAUUCGUGCUACUGGUAGCUACAUUCGUGGAACAAAUGGCAUGUCUAAUGGUAUUGUUCCAAUGUUACGGGUGUUCAAUGAUACUGCUCGCUAUGUUGAUCAAGGUGGAGGCAAGAGGAAAGGUGCUUUUGCUGUGUACUUGGAACCAUGGCAUGCAGACAUAAUGGAGUUUAUGGAUCUUAGGAAGAACCAUGGGAAGGAGGAGAACCGAGCUCGGGAUUUAUUCUUUGCCCUUUGGGUACCUGAUCUUUUUAUGGAAAGAGUUCAAAGUAACGGUGAUUGGUCAUUAUUUUGUCCUAAUGAGGCACCGGGUUUGGCGGAUUGUUGGGGCGAAGAGUUUGAGAAAUUGUACACCCAAUAUGAGAAGCAGGGCAAGGCAAAGAAGGUUGUCAAAGCACAGAAUCUAUGGUUUGAAAUUCUAACAUCCCAGAUUGAAACUGGGACUCCUUAUAUGCUGUUUAAGGAUUCUUGCAAUAGGAAAAGCAAUCAGCAGAAUCUUGGUACUAUUAAAUCUUCUAAUUUGUGUACUGAGAUUAUCGAGUAUACAAGUCCAACUGAGACAGCUGUGUGCAAUCUGGCAUCAAUUGCCUUGCCUCUGUUUGUUAGAGAAAGGGGGGUUCCAGUGGAGUCUCACCCGACCAAGCUUGUUGGAAGCAGAGGUUCCAAGAAUAGAUAUUUUGACUUUGAAAAACUAGCAGAGGUUACAGAAGUGGUUACAUGCAAUCUUAACAAAAUCAUUGAUGUUAAUUAUUAUCCGGUUGAAAAUGCAAAAAGGUCAAACUUUCGACAUAGGCCCAUUGGCAUUGGGGUUCAGGGUCUUGCAGAUGCCUUCAUCUUACUUGGAAUGGCGUUUGAUUCACCAGAGGCUCAACAACUGAAUAAGGAGAUAUUUGAAACUAUUUAUUACCAUGCUCUGAAAGCAUCUUGUGAGUUAGCUGGCAGAGACGGCCCUUAUGAAACGUAUGCUGGUAGUCCUGUAAGCAAGGGAAUUCUGCAGCCCGACAUGUGGGGUGUAACUCCAUCUGGUCGGUGGAACUGGGAUGCUCUUAGAGAAUUGAUUUCUAAGAAUGGAGUUAGAAAUUCUCUCCUCGUGGCACCAAUGCCAACUGCUUCAACCAGUCAGAUUCUUGGAAACAAUGAAUGCUUUGAGCCAUAUACAUCUAACAUCUAUAGUCGCAGGGUUUUGAGUGGUGAAUUUGUUGUUGUGAACAAACAUCUUCUUAAUGACUUAACUGAGAUGGGUGUUUGGACUCCGACUCUCAAGAAUAAAAUAAUUAAUGAGAAUGGAUCUGUUCAGAACAUUCCUGAAAUUCCUGAUGAUUUAAAGCUUAUUUACAAGACUGUUUGGGAGAUCAAGCAAAAGACGCUGGUCGAUAUGGCAGUUGAUCGUGGAUGCUAUAUAGAUCAGAGUCAAAGCCUUAAUAUACACAUGGAACAACCAAAUUUUGGCAAACUAACUUCAUUGCACUUUUAUGCUUGGUCUAAGGGUCUAAAAACGGGAAUGUAUUAUCUGCGGUCACGUGCUGCAGCUGAUGCCAUCAAGUUCACUGUUGAUACUGAUCUUCUUCUUAAAGACAAGGAGCAGAAGGAUAACGCUGUUGUUGACGAUGAGACCAAAAUGGCGCAGAUGGUUUGUUCUCUUACUAACCCUGAAGAAUGCAUGGCUUGUGGAAGUUAGAGCAUUUGAGAAAACAUGUCAUUUGGUUCUAAUGUUAUUUCUUGAUGUUUUAUUACACAAGAAAUUUGGUGAAAUUAGGUGUUCUUAGAGAAUUUUAGUAUACCAGUUAUAAAAAGUAAAACUAAUAAUUAUAUAUAAAUAUUAGCUAUUGUAUAGGUUUAGUCUUUUCUUGAAAUUAGGUAGUUGCAUUCUCCAGUUUGUAUAUGUAAUUUGAAUUCCAGCUACUGUUAUAGAAUUUGCUUAUUUCCAGAA
This is a messenger RNA of Mercurialis annua (annual mercury), 2948 nucleotides long. RefSeq names its product ribonucleoside-diphosphate reductase large subunit. Gene Ontology annotation, cellular component: ribonucleoside-diphosphate reductase complex. NCBI's taxonomy places the organism in Eukaryota, Viridiplantae, Streptophyta, Magnoliopsida, Malpighiales, Euphorbiaceae. Gene Ontology annotation, molecular function: ribonucleoside-diphosphate reductase activity, thioredoxin disulfide as acceptor; ATP binding. The transcript is spliced from 17 exons. Gene Ontology annotation, biological process: DNA replication; deoxyribonucleotide biosynthetic process. The record is from RefSeq and is a predicted model, not a curated record. Bases 258 to 2696 code for a protein of 812 amino acids.